AUGUUCCCAAAACUCGCUCUCAUCUCUUUCGCCUUCACCUCCGUAGUUGUCGGCCAGCUCGUCGGCACGUACGAGACGGAGACUCACCCACGAGUCACCUGGCAACGUUGCACCCGAGGUGGAAGCUGUCAGACCGUCCAGGGCAGUAUCGUACUCGAUGCCAACUGGCGAUGGGUCCACGGCAGGACCGGCUACACAAACUGCUACACCGGCAACAGCUGGGACACGUCCCUCUGCCCCGACAACAGAGCGUGUGCCGAGAACUGCGCGCUUGAAGGAGCAAACUAUGCCAGCACCUACGGUAUUACGACCAGUGGCAACUCCGUCACCCUCAAGUUCAUCCAGCCCAACAGCAACGGCAAAAACGUCGGCUCUCGGGUCUACCUCAUGGCCAGCGACACUAGGUAUCAGAUGUUCAAUCUCCUGAACCAGGAGUUCACCUUCGAUGUCGACGUUUCCAAGCUCCCCUGCGGGUUGAACGGUGCCACUUACUUCGCCGGUAUGGACGCAGACGGUGGGAUGGCGAGGUUCUCCACCAACAGGGCUGGUGCCAGGUAUGGCACGGGUUACUGCGAUGCUCAGUGCGCAAGGGAUAUCAAGUUCAUUAACGGAGAGGGUAACGCGGAGGGUUGGACGCCUUCGGAGACUGACGUGAACGCUGGAACUGGCAAGCAUGGAAGCUGCUGCCACGAGAUGGACAUUUGGGAGGCCAAUUCGAUCUCCACCGCUUACACACCACACUCCUGCGACCAGCACAACUCCUUCCGCUGCAGCGACUCUGCCUGUGGUGGUAGGGACAAUCGUUACGGAAGCCAGUGCGACCCCGAUGGCUGCGACUUCAACUCCUUCCGAUUGGGCGACAAGACCUUCUAUGGUCCCGGCAUGACCGUCGACACCAACACCAAGAUCACGGUCGUCACCCAGUUCCUCACCGACACCGGCACCGCCUCGGGCAACCUCAAAGAGAUCCGUCGCAUCUACGUCCAGAACGGACGGGUUAUUCAAAACUCCAAGGUCAACGUCCCCGGCAUGGACGCCUACGACUCGAUCACCGAGCCCUUCUGUGCCGCCACGAAGGUUGCAUUCGAAGACCGCGACAGCCACGGCGAGCAUGGCGGCCUUGCGUCCAUUUCUCAAGGCAUGAAGAACGGCAUGGUCUUCGUGAUGAGCAUUUGGGACGACCACACUGCCAACAUGCUCUGGCUCGACUCCAACUACCCCGUCGACGCCGACCCCAACAAACCUGGUAUCGCCCGUGGGACUUGCCCUACCACUUCAGGUGUCCCCAGCGAGGUCGAGGCGAGCGCGACCGACGCCACGGUCACAUACUCGAACAUCAAGUUUGGUGAUAUCGAUUCGACUUAUUAG
Molecule: messenger RNA, 1368 nt
Organism: Cyclocybe aegerita
Lineage: Eukaryota; Fungi; Basidiomycota; Agaricomycetes; Agaricales; Hemipholiotaceae
Source: the annotation of a GenBank genome assembly